AGAUACAGAUUCCAAUGGCUAGAUUUACAAGGGCAGAUUUAGGGGUAAGGGAGUUGAUUAUUGAUUAAUACUGAUUCCUGUACAUAUAUUGAUGCAUGUAGAUUCCCAGGUCUCAAAUUACCCAAUAGAAUAUACUAUUCAAAGCCUCCUGGCUCUUCUACUCUAGUGGUUUUUGUUUUUAAACCUUGAGUGACAUUUCACCUUUCUAAAUCUAGAUUCCCUUUUGUAAAGGGGAUAGUGAUCCCUGAUGUUACUUCACAGGGCUGUUUUCAAGAGGAAUCAAUUGAGUAGCAUAAGUACUAAUCCAGAUCUUAUUUUCAUUUGUCAAGCUAGAGAUGUGAGCAAAUUCCAGUUAAGAUGAGACCAAAGACAUCUAAGACUUUGAGGAAUUCAGGGAUGAGAAAGUAGAGUAGGUCAGCUCUGUGGCUGGAAUUUCCAUUUAACUUAGAUGCAUCAGGACAAGAGUUACUCAGCUGGAAUCCCCUUCACAACUGACUCAUAAUGUAAACCUAAGUGAGUCACAGAGCAUUAUAGGACUCUUCCAACAAAGAACUCCUGACCUGGUUUCCUUACCAGAGGAAUGUUUCAAAAAGUGAGUAUGCUAUAGAAAUGGUUAGCUCUUAGCGAUGUUAAGAACUGUGGGCCAGCAGCAGUGGCUUACACCUCUUUUCCCAGCACUUUGGGAGACCAAGGUGGGAGGAGGUUUGAAGCCAGGACUUCAAGACCAGCCCAGGCAACAUGACGAGACUCUGUCUCUAAAAAGAAUAGUUGGGCAUGAUGGUGUGUGCCCAUAGUCCCAGCUACUCAAGAGGCUAAGGCACAAGGAUCACUUGAGCCCAGGAGUUGAAGGCUGCAGUGAGCCAUGAUCGUGCCACCGCACUCCAGCCUGGGCAACAGAGCAAGGAAAAAAAGGUUCUAAAUCAGAGAUUUAUCAUAGAAGCCAUGUAGCAUAAUAGAGAAUAUCAACUUCCAGUUCAAGUUAAGGGUGAUGAACAAUCUCUUCUACAUUUCAAAAUUCCUUUGAAAUAGUAAAAAAUGUUUUCAUUUCUAAAAAAUGCUCAAAAACAUAAAACAGGAACUAGUUACCUCAAGAUUUGAUAGAUCUGUGGAAUCUAUAACAUCCAGAUAAUUUAUUUUCUCAGCAGAACCCUGAAAUAAUUCCAAAAUGGAUGUUAACAGGUCUGGAGAAUUAAAUGUUAGAAUAGCUGAGCAAAGGCCCGCAGAGUAGCUGCUCUUUUGAGAUGUUUCAUCUUUAGCUCAGUUUUGUCAAUUUUUGUGAAAAUGUAAAAUCUAUGUAUAGUUUCAAUUUCCUUUUUGUUUUUGGGGGGGUUUUUUGUUUUGUUUCAUUGUUUUUUUGCUUAUGGAUAUCUAGUUGUUCCACCACCAUUUGUUGAAAAGACCAUCCUUUCUCUAUUGAAUUGCAUUUGGUCCUUCAUCAAAGAUCAGUUGACUAUAUUUGUGUUGAUCUGUUUCCAAACUCUCUGUUCUGUUCCAUUAAUCCAUGUCUUAAUUCUUUUGCCAAUAUCAUGCUGUCUUGAUUACUGUAGCUUUAUGGUAAUUUUUAAAGUUGGGUAGUGUAGUGUCAGUUCUCCAAUUUUUCUUCAAAGUUAGUAUUCUGGGUCUUUUCCUUUUCCUUCUAAACUUUAGAGUUAGUUUGUUGAUAACCACAAAAUAGCUUUCUGUGAUUUUGAUUAAGAUUGCAUAGAAUGUAUAUAUCAAGGUGGAAAGAACUGGCAUCUUACAAUAUUGAGUUUUCCUACCCAUGAAUGUUACAUCUCUCUCUACUCACAUAGCUGUUUUUAAACAUUAUCUUUCAUCAGAAUUGUGUAGUUCUCUUUAUAUAGAUCUUCUCCACAUUUUGUUGUAUGUAUUCUUUUUUUUUCCCACCUGCAGCUGUCUUGAUCAAGUUAUAUGUAUUCAUUCUUAAGUAUUUUUUUGGUGCAAAUUAAAACGGCAGUGUGUUUUUUAUUUUUGUUUUUUUGAGACAGGGUCUCACUCUGUUGCCCAAGCUGGAGUGCAGUGGUGUUGAAGCAGUUGAACAAACCUCUGGAACAACAAACUGAGGAAGUGGCUUUUUAUUCGGCCUGGAGCUGCAGGGGGCUGCAGCCUCAUUCACGGAGCUCCCCGAGCUGCAAGCUUCUCUCCUCUUUUAUAGGCUUAUGCUAAAGGAGAAACUGGGACGGAAAUAUGUCAUUGUCCAUUUGCUGGACUUCCGACCUUACAAUCUUUUGACUUCAUUGAUUUGCUAAUUCAUACGCAGCUCGAGGGGGAAGGGAAGGGAAGAGGGAUUACAGAGACCAGACAAAAGCAGCAAGCUGUUUGUCGGCAGAGGUGUUUCCAGGAGGGAGCCUGGUCCGUGGAGAUGUGGGGGCGUGACCCAGUGCCUGGCUCCAGCCGGCAGAGAUAACUUUCAUUUGCAGCUCUUUCAAGGUUAACAGAUAGCAGAGAUGCUGGGAACUGAAGAGGGAGUCAUUUUCCCAGCUCGUUGGUAUUUUAUUUCUUUUCCUUCUUCACUCUCCUUCCCUUCUGGAAAGGGGGAGGGAGGAGGUGAAAUUGAAGAAGUUGAGAGGGUCUCCCCUCUCAGCGUGGUCUCGGCUAACUGCAACCACCACCUCCCGAGUUCAAGCAAUUCUCCUGCCUCAGCCUCCCAUGUAGCUGGGACUACAGAUGCACGCCACCACGCCCGGCUGAUUUUUGUAUUUUUAGUAGAGGUGAACAGGGUUCACCAUGUUUGCCAGGGUGGUCUCGCUCCUGACCUCAGGUGAUCCAUCUACCUCAGCCUCUCAAAAUGCUGGGAUUAUAGGCAUGAGCCACUGCCCCUGGCCAGCAAUGUGUUUUUAGUGUGGAAUUCUAAUUGUUCAUUGCUAGUAUAUAAAAAAAAACAGUUGAGCUGGGCGCAGUGGCUCACACUUGUAAUCCCAGCACUUUGGUAGGCCGAGGCGAGUGGAUCACCUGAGGUCAGGAGUUCGAGACAGGCCUGGCCAACAUGGAGAAACCCCAUCUCUACUAAAAAUACAAAAUUUAGGGGGGCGUGGUUGCAGUGAGCUGAGAUCGCGCCACAGCACUCCAGCCUGGGUGAAGAGCAAAAUUCUAUCGAAAGGAAGGAAGGAAAGAAGAAGAAAGCAAAGAGGAAUGAAGGAAGGGAAAGAAAAGAGAGGAAGGAAGGAAGGGGGAAGGGAGGGAAGGAAGGAAAAAGAAAACAGUUGGCUGGUGUUGAAACCCCAUCUCCUAAAAAUACAAAAAUAAUCCCAGCUACUUGGGAGACUGAAGCAGGAGAAUGGCUUAAACCUGGGAGGUGGAGGUUGCAGUGAGCCGAGAUCAUGACACUACACUCCAGCCUGGUGACAGAGCAACACUCCAUCUCAAAAAAAAAAAAAAGUUAACAAAGAUAGUUUUAUUUCCUCCUCCCCAACCUUUUAUUUUCUUUUCUUGUCUUAUUGAACUAAUUAGGGUUUCAAUAUGAUGUUGAAUAGGAGUGGCAAAAGGGGGACAUCUUUAUUCUAAUUUUAGGGAGAAAACUUCUAGUUUCUCACCAUUAAGUAUACCCUAGCGAUAGGGUUUUUUGAUAGUUGUUCUUCAGUAAGUUAAGGACAGUUCCCCUCUACUAGUUUGAAUGAGUGAAUGUUGGAUUUCUGAGGCUUCAGUUUGAAAUGAUGUGAAUGCUUGUGUGACAUCCAGAGGGGAAUGUUAGGAAGGUUGUUGGAGAUAAGCAUAGUGUCUAGGAGAGGGAACUGAAUCAAGAAAGAGCAGGGAAUCACUGGCAUAUCCACAAUGCCCGAAGUCAUGGCUAUUGACAUGAUGGUCAGGGAAGUAUGUGCUGCUGCUGUUGAUCAGGCAGCUGGGCAACUUGACCAAAAAUAAUCAGAACUCUGUGUACAAUAAAUACCUGUGGCUGUAAGUGUGUGUUCCUGAGGAUAGCCUGACUACCUCACUGGGACCACAGUGUAAAGACUGUUGAUGACUUGCUGUACCUUAGGCACUCUGCUAGACUGCCUCGCACUAUCAGGUUAUCUCACUUGAUCCUUGCAAUGUUCACGUUGAGCACUGUUAAUCCCAUUACCCAGACUGAGAAAACUGAAACCCAGAGUUUCAAUAUCUUACGCAGGUGAGAGUGCUCCUAAGACAAGGCUGAAAGUGACUCUAAAGCCUGUGCUUGCCCUGCCACACUGCCCACAGUGUUUGGGCAAGGUGAAAAAACAGGCUUAGAUGGGAAUGACUGCAGGGAGUCUGAGGAAAGGAUGUGGGUUCCAUCUUCUGCUCCGUUGAGUCACCUGGAGUGGCCUGAGGCUCAACACCACUCCCACCCGGAGGGAAGGGCUUGCUUGGCCAAAAGCGCCUAGCCUGGAGUGUCUAGUCCUGCACUUCAAGAAGAGCUGCAGGUCUAAGGAGAACCUGCAUCUCCAGAAUUCAGGCAAUGGUGGCUAAGAUGGGAGGACAGUUACCCAUCCACUGACCCUGGCCCCUCACACUCUGAAGCUCUGGUCUUCCACAUGCCCUUCACACAUACCUGUACUCUCCAACCCCCGAGGGUGGGCCUGAGCUGAGUUUGAGUCUGAGUGCUGCUUUACAGUGUUUGAAUAAUUCAAGCGCCAGAAGCCUAAGGUGUCGGUUUUCAUUGCACUGUUGUCAUGGGCACAGGUGUCUCAACACCUAUGUAAUGCACGUGUGUAAUUAAGCUAAUGAAAGGACAGAGAGGGAGGAGCUGCUGUCCUGUGCCUUGGACUCCUCUAGGCUGAUCAAGGGAAGUCCCUGGUCCCUGUUGUGCUGAGAGAGCAGCAGGCUCAUACAGAGUCCAGGUGUGGGGAAUGGAAGAAGGAAGGAAGGGUGAAACAGAAAUAGGAGAAAGGGAGAGAGAGUGGAAAGAGGUGGACAGGGGACAAUCAGAGUCAGGGAGGCAGAGAGACCAAGAAAAUUACAGAGGAAAAGACAAGGAAGCAGAGACAGAAAAAAGGCAAAGCGGGUGGGGAGCAUAGGAAAGGGCAGAGGCAGAGGCCAGAAGAAGCAAACAAAGCCCAGCAGAGAAGAAGGACCAAGCUCUCAAGUCCAGGGCAAGCACCAGUUGGAUGAUCAGAAGACUGGAGGGGCUGCAGGGCACCUUAGAGGGUGGCUGGACCUGCCAGAGAUCUUAGUCUUACUUCUGACUUCUAGGUACUGUCUACAUCAUCCUUGCCAGCUGGGCCUAAUUUUGCCCUAGGUCUGGCCAGGAGGCCUCAUACACAGAGACCUGCCCCAAUUCCUACUGUGGCAAGGCCAUGGGGCUCCGGAGCCACCACCUCAGCCUGGGCCUUCUGUUGCUGUUUCUACUCCCUCCAGAGUGCCUGGGAGCUGAGGGCCGGCUGGCUCUCAAGCUGUUCCGUGACCUCUUCACCAAUUACACAAGUGCCUUGAGACCUGUGGCAGACACAGACCAGACUCUGAAUGUGACCCUGGAGGUGACACUGUCCCAGAUCAUCGACAUGGAUGAACGGAACCAGGUACUGACUCUGUACCUGUGGAUACGGCAGGAGUGGACAGAUGCCUACCUUCGAUGGGACCCCAAUGCCUAUGGUGGCCUGGAUGCCAUCCGCAUCCCCAGCAGUCUUGUGUGGAGGCCAGACAUCGUACUCUAUAACAAGGCGGAUGCGCAGCCGCCAGGCUCCGCCAGCACCAACGUGGUUCUGCGCCACGACGGCGCCGUGCGCUGGGACGCGCCGGCCAUCACGCGCAGCUCGUGCCGCGUGGACGUGGCGGCCUUCCCGUUCGACGCCCAGCGCUGCGGCCUGACGUUCGGCUCCUGGACCCACGGCGGGCACCAGUUGGAUGUGCGGCCGCGCGGCGCCGCCGCCAGCCUGGCGGACUUCGUGGAGAACGUGGAGUGGCGCGUGCUAGGCAUGCCGGCGCGACGGCGCGUGCUCACCUACGGCUGCUGCUCCGAGCCCUACCCUGACGUCACCUUCACGCUGCUGCUGCGCCGCCGCGCCGCCGCCUAUGUGUGCAACCUGCUGCUGCCCUGCGUGCUCAUCUCGCUGCUCGCGCCGCUCGCCUUCCACCUGCCCGCCGACUCUGGCGAGAAGGUGUCUCUGGGCGUCACCGUGCUGCUGGCGCUGACCGUCUUCCAGCUGCUGCUGGCCGAGAGCAUGCCGCCGGCCGAGAGUGUGCCGCUCAUUGGGAAGUACUACAUGGCUACUAUGACCAUGGUCACAUUCUCGACAGCACUCACCAUCCUUAUCAUGAACCUGCAUUAUUGUGGUCCCAGUGCCCGCCCAGUGCCAGCCUGGGCUAGGGCCCUCCUGCUGGGACACCUGGCACGGGGCCUGUGUGUGCGGGAAAGAGGACAGCCCUGUGGGCAGUCCAGGCCACCUGAGUCAUCCCCUAUCCCUGAGCCUCCUGAGGGAGGGGCUGGCCACCCAGAGGGCCCUUGCCAUGAGCCACGGUGUCUGUGCCACCAGGAAGCCCUGCUGCGCCAUGUAGCCACCAUUGCCAAUACCUUCCACAGCCACCGAGCUGCCCAGCGCUGCCAUGAGGACUGGAAGCGCCUUGCCCGUGUGAUGGACCGCUUCUUCCUGGGCAUCUUCUUCUCCAUGGCCCUGGUCAUGAGCCUCCUGGUGCUGGUGCAGGCCCUGUGAGGACUAGGACUAAGUCACAGGGAUCUGCUGCAGCCACAGCUCCUCCAGAAAGGGACAGCCAAGGCAAGUGGCUGCUGGUCUUUAGGCCAGCCAGUCUCUCCCCACUACUCCUAAGACCCUGGUACACUUGACUUCACAAUCCACGAGGGAGCACUCAUUGUCUACACACUCUAAAGGAAGUCCAGAGACCUAAUUCCAAAAAAAGGAACUCUACAAAGGCAAUGUCACGGAGUACAGUCUUGGAGGCACAGAAUUGUUGGUGCUGGGUAUUAGAGCUGUCCGUGGUGAGCAUGCUGGUUAUUUUGAGAAACAGACUGCCACAUUUCCUGUCUUCCUUCCUAGAUGGCUGCUUUGCAGGGCCUUGGCUCUUACCUUUCCCUGCCUAGGGGCGCAGGGAAAAGGAUUGGGGAUUCUCAGUCUAGUUUCCAGACAGGAGGCCCUAUGGACAUUUGGCUCCAAAUUCCCAGUUCAAUAAAGUAAGCGUGUACCUAGCA
Messenger RNA from Callithrix jacchus (white-tufted-ear marmoset), 7099 nucleotides. The record is from RefSeq and is a predicted model, not a curated record. NCBI's taxonomy places the organism in Eukaryota, Metazoa, Chordata, Mammalia, Primates, Cebidae.